AUGGAUCACAUCGACUGCGCUGCAAUCUAUAUCGAUUCUCGUAUCCAGUCAGAGCGAUGGGUGUAUCAAGGCUCUCCGCCCGAAUCCCUGAUAUUCCCCGACGAACCCGAGUCACUCCGGUCGGAUGUCGAAGUCCUAUUGGGCGUCGCUCGGCGAAUGUAUCUCUGUCAAGCCGGCGCGUCGCUCGUCACGAAACUUGCGGAGCUAAGCGAAAGCCACUCAAAUAAUUGUACGCCCAUUUUUGCGUUUCUCGACAUCGACCUGCACGGCGAAGAGCCCGCUGCGUUAUCGCGUCGCAGCACCAGCCGCGGGUCUUGGCAGGGACCGCCGUCGCCUGCACCGCUCCGUCGCGGGUUUACAUUUUCGUCGCAGAGCGAGGGCAUGUCCGAUCUGAGGCUGCUCUCUGGCCUUUCCACAGACAUUCACGUUCAUGACGGCCCGAAUAUCGUCAUUCCCGUCGCGAUCCUGCGCCCGCCUGCGCGCGAGCCCACCUCCGCAGCUGCCGAUCAGCAACAGCCGUACAUCCCUCAUCCUCAACACAUCUCGAGAUGCUUAGACGCCGGUGCGGUGGAUGUGUUGACUGCACCUGUGGAUAGGGUUCGAAUUCAGAGUCUGGUUGUCCAUGCAUAUCGGACUCGGAAAACCGCUCUGAAGGAACAGUCGCGCUUCAUGUCAAGGCGGAAACUGCGCAAGCACUCUUGGGUGGGCGUGCAUGAUGAGCAGCCGUACUCCUACCUGAGAGAAGCCAUGGUGUCGAAACUCAUGAAAGGCAUCUGCAACCCGGAAGACGUCGUCGAGGAAUUGCAUGACGGAGAUUACUAUGUUAGCGAAGAACGCGAGAGCUACGUCAAGGAACGACUAGGCGAGUGGGAUUUCGAGGCGCACGAGUUUACCGACGAUGAACUGGUUUUUGCCGCCCAUGCGAUGCUUCAGCAUGCAUUCACGAUACCCGAGCUGGAGGAGUGGAAGUUAACGCCCGGCGAGCUCCAGACAUUUUUGCUGGCUUGUCGCGCGUCCUAUAACUCAUUUGUCCUCUACCACAAUUUCCGACACGCGAUAGAUGUCCUACAAUCCGUCUUCUGCUUUUUGCUACAUAUCGGCGCUCUGCCCAGCUAUGGAUCGAUUGGCGCCAACGCUGAUAAAAACUGCCCGAUCGCGUCUAUGCUCAAGCCGUUUGAUGCUUUGACAUUACUGAUAGCAGCGAUCGGCCACGACGUCGGCCAUCCUGGUGUGAACAAUUUCUUCUUGGUCAAGCUCAACGCGCCUCUGGCUCAGCUCUACAAUGACAACUCGGUGCUGGAAGCCUUCCACUGUGCUGCCUUCUCGCAGAUCCUGCGCCGCUACUGGCCCGCAGCAUUCAAAGACAAGGCACUGCGCAAGCUGCUUAUCAGUUCUAUCUUGGCCACAGACAUGGGUGUUCACCAGAAGUUCAUGGAACGACUGGGGGCUUUGCAGGAAAAAUACUCGGAAAAUAACCGGACAACAGAUGGCUGGAAGCCUCAAGAUAUCGAUAUGUACAAGACUUUGGUUUGUGGAUUGUUGAUCAAAUGUGCUGAUAUCAGUAACGUGGCGCGUCCAUGGGAGGUGGCUGAGAAGUGGACCAAGAUCCUGCAGGAAGAAUUUGCGAAUCAGGGCGAGAUGGAGAAGGAAGUUGGAAUGGAGACUGCUCUCUUUGGAGGGCCGCCUGAGCUUGGCAACGUAUACAAGCUCGCGACUGGCCAGAUGGGUUUCAUGUCGAUCUUCGCGCUUCCGCUCUUCGAAGGCGUCUCAGAUCUUCUGGAUGGCUUGAAGUUCACUGUCGACCAUAUUCGACGGAACCACACGCGGUGGCACUAUCUCGCAAAUCUGGAAAAAGGGAAGCCCUUCUUAAUGGUGGGACCCGGGCCUGACGGCCACGUUUCGCCUCGCUCACACAGUCCAUCGGCAAGCUACCGGGACACCCAAGCGACACCAAAGGUGCCGACAGUAACGCCGCCAACACCAGUGACAAGUCAUCCCAAGCCCACUGCCUCAUUCCCAGCAAAGGAACCGUAUCAGCAACGGAUUGACGAGGCUGACGACUACUUCGGUCCUCGAAGGUCGGCCCGUACGUCAGUGGGAAGCGCGUACAACGAGAAUCAAAUCAGUCCGGUCGUUUCUCCAGACACGCCGGGCCCGCAGAUGGACAUAACUGGGGAUUCAUAUCCGGUGGAUGAACCUUCUCGGAAAUCCUCGUGUGCCGUUCCAGAUAUGGGACCCGGAUCUAUCACCGAACCCAUGCCCACCAAGACGCCCACGAGCGGCGACGAACAGUCCCCGAGCAGUGCGGUUACCUAUGAUAACUCCGUGGAAGGGACGGGAGAACGUGCCAACGGGACAAGGAGCAUAUAUCGCCAUCACGCCAAUACCGCCUCGUCCGGCUGCACAUCGGCGCCCUCAAACUCCCAACGCAACAGUGGCACGCAUAGUAAUGCCAUGACGCCUAUCUCCCCUUCGACAAAUGCAACAAGCGUUCUAUCCGCAGAUAGUGAUGACCACGGCUACGUACGCGAUAUACCGCGAAGUGACUACGCGGACUGGGACAAUCGCAGUCCACGCGCUGGCUCACCGAAACAUGGAGACCGGGGAUCAGAGAACACAAUGCACUCAGGCCACAGUCAACUUUUUGAUGGUUCAGAUAGAAACCGGUCGGGCAACGGAAGCUCGACACACUCUGUCAACACGGGGAGCAGUACAGGGCAGACUCCGCAUUGGGACGAGUUGGGGCCGGAUCAGCCCACGCGCAAGCUGCCGAAGCGGCGCAGCCGUCUUCGUCUGGCGUUUUGGAGGCGUAAGAAUUAUCAAUCGCAUCAGCAUGAGUUGCCUGGGGAAUCGCGAUAA
Molecule: messenger RNA, 2859 nt
Organism: Aspergillus nidulans FGSC A4
Lineage: Eukaryota; Fungi; Ascomycota; Eurotiomycetes; Eurotiales; Aspergillaceae
Gene: pdeB
Product: 3',5'-cyclic-nucleotide phosphodiesterase PDE2
Exons: 4
Coding region: 1-2859 (952 amino acids)
Biological process (GO): signal transduction
Molecular function (GO): 3',5'-cyclic-nucleotide phosphodiesterase activity; metal ion binding; phosphoric diester hydrolase activity
Source: RefSeq, a predicted model, not a curated record